This is a messenger RNA of Varroa destructor (honeybee mite), 13603 nucleotides long. RefSeq lists its product as uncharacterized. The record is from RefSeq and is a predicted model, not a curated record. Lineage: Eukaryota; Metazoa; Arthropoda; Arachnida; Mesostigmata; Varroidae.
UUGAAAAGGGAUGUUUAUUGGCAAUGUGAAUCGGUCACAUGGACAAACAAAGGUUACCAUAGACUCUAAGGAAUAGUUGUUUUAGUCUGACGGAAUGUCUAGCCGCAGUAAAAUUCGAAACGUUUUGUUUUACCUGACUGGAACAUUAGGAUUCCUUAAGACAAUCAAUAGACACAUCGGUCGAUUUGAAUUUCAAGGUUUCAAACAUUUCACGCUUAGUAUCACAUUGUACCGCUGGGAUCGUGGGUGUAAGCUCUUCGUUUUUCAUAGAGUAACAGUUACAGGAUAAAUUUCAGUAUAGAAGUUUUCGUAGAGAAUUUUAGUAGGAUCAUUGAAUCGCUCGUGGCGAAUGGUACGUGUCACAGCCGGGCGCGGAUCAGUAAAGAAGACUUUUUCAUGUAGAUUAAGUGUGAGUGUUUAGUGCAUUUCGAGUGUUUACGUAUGGGACAAAAUACCCAUUGGAGAUGGCGAAGACCUUGUCAAACGUUUACUUAUCAAUUCUAGACUAUUGUAACAUGGAAUCAUUCGUACUACAUUAUAAUGUUAGUACGAAAUUCCUAUUUCAAGCUUAACUUGAUUCCCGUAAGUUGGCGCAGGACCGAUUUGAAGACUUUUCUCCCUUUUCAACAGGCCUUUUCAGUUUAGUUCCUGGGCGCGAUGGAGCGUUUUCCAAAUCGAUACCUCGUCGUCACCAAUACGCAAAAAUCACAGCUAUCCUUUUUGUAGCAGUGGAAGUUCUAGCUCGGAGUGGAGUGGAGAACAAGGAACAGGAGGAGGGUAGGGGGUAAGAAUCACGCUUUGUUCCCUCCUCCCCGUCAAAGCCUCUCAUGCGCAGCUAAGCAGACGACGUUCCCAAUAGCAGAUCGGGUCUUGCCCACACGGGUUCCGCGUCCUUAUCUCCAUUUAUCGUUUUUGCGCUCGAUGCUCCAUGUACAUGUACGCGCAUGCGCGCAUUCACCAGUGCAUGCAGGCACUAGGCAUUAAUGCUCAUGGACAUAAACGGACGGAUAUCAAUGUUUUACUAGUGAUACAUAGUCAGGCCUGUUUCUCCUCCUUAUUUUUCUCGUACCCUUCGGGAACGCACACGUCUUUCCGGUGAUUCUGACAGCGGUGGGCAGUCUGCGCUAAAGUUCACACGGUCCCGUUUACACAAACACAGACCAAAGAGCGCGGUGCCGUACGUCGCGCACGUAUACGUAACCUUAAAAACAGACAUACAUGUACUCACACGCGCACUCACUCACACAUAGACGCACAGGCCGAAAAGAGGAACGAAAAGGGUCCAUCUUUCAAGUACACGCAAACGAUAGGAAAGGAGGUGGUAAAUGUGGUUGCGCUGGUGGUACAAGUAAGAAUCCGCCACGAAGGGAGAAUAGUGACAGGAGUAUGCAGGCAUGCAGCCACCCUGCGUAGACAUCUGCAUAUUAGAAGUCUUGCGCACCUAGUACACAGACACCCGCUUACACACAUGCAGUCAAGUGAAGAAGAAAUGGAGGGCGCGGAAAGGGAGAAGUGGUAGAAUGAAGCAGAGAAAAAUAGUGGUUGUGGCAGAUGCUGCUGUGGCGGGACUGUCAUCAUCAUCAUCAUCAUCAUCCUCUACGUCCUCCUCCUCCUCCUCCUCUUCGUCGUCGUCGUCGUCGUCGUCCAACCCCGUUUUACGUCGCUAAACGUGAACUUACGCUUCUACGCGGCUAUCCGUUUGCAAUUGUGUGGGCUGCCUUGCCCGUUCUCGUACAGUCGUGGACAGCAGUAGUGGCAACGGCGGCGUCGCUGGGGGCUCGCACGCUCGUAUUCAAAGACGCGACUAAACAACGUAUGCAUCGAGGUCGUUUUAUGGCAGAUAGGCGGAUGUCCCUCCUCCACUAAACCAACGCUAUUGUCAAAGGGGGAAGAUGAACGCUGGCUACAGCGGCCGCAGCGGCAGUUACAUUUCACCAGUGUGAUCAAACCAGGCGUCAACAGCGGUGGAAAAAAGAUUUUGUGAAACAACAACCGCUAGGACUACUAACCUGCUAUUGCUGCCGACAACAGUGGUCAGCUGCUGCGCUGCUACCACUUCUGGCCCACACGUUAUAAAGCCUAAAGUCCUUGGUCAUUGAAGACUUCCUAACAGUGAAUCAAAAGUAAACGGUGAAAAUAAUUUCCCCGAUAAAAGCUACAACUCGACUACUGAACAAAAUCAGUUAACAGGAGCUACACGGGAACGAAUAGGGCCGUUAAAGAAAAUAUCUUACAUUUCGCUCCUUGUUAGGAGUUUGACUGUGUUCGAUCACAGCCAUUAAUAAGGAAAGUGCGCUAAGUGUCUCUCGAUUGGCACGGCAUCUGAGCGCUCUGUGUGACUGAGUGCGUGUUGUCAUAGCGUUGUUUUACAUACGUCGUGGAUGACGCAACUGAAAAUGUACGUUGUAGAUAACACGGCAGGGUAUAGAUAGAUAUACGACAGCAUAGGACACAGUGAAAUCGAAGCUUUGAUUAUAAGGGAAGCAGGAAGCAGGCAGCUCCUAUUUCUAUACUAUAUCAUUUCAAUCUAAUGGAGAACUAAACAAAAAAGAAACAAGCUAGAGCGAAAACGCUGAGACGGAUCCUAAGCGCAGCGGUGCGGGCAUAUCGUCAGCAACUGCAGAAGUAACGCAAUGAAUGAAUAAGCGCUACUGCUGUUGAUGCGUCGUUGUAUGCAGUGGCACUGAUCGCGGUAAUCGCUUUAUAUCGUUAUUGUUGCCCUCAUCAAAUGAAGGCACAUGAGAAUUGAUGGGGCGCCGGCGGUGACAACCUGCUCCGCUCGACCUUGAAAAGAUCGAAGUGGCGCAAAAAGUAAACAAAACCACUAACCGUUGGUCGGCACUUCAACAACUAACGAGUGAUUAUCCACUAUAGUCGUAACGUUAUUUACACCAGCACCCUUAUAGCGUGCAUAUGUGGUGGAUGUAUAAUAAACAACACAAGGAACAAUAACAUCAACACUAUUUUUAAUCCUUGGCCACCAUCAUCACGUUGUCCGUCACCUCCAUCUGGGUGUCAAUCAUUACUUGUGUUAGUGCUGUUCGAUCAGAAGACUGAUCGAUUCAAAUGCGCAGAUUCCCCUCAAGCAAUAAUAACAACAAAAUGUUACUAUACGGUAUGCUAGCCGCGGCGGCGUUGAUUGUCUCACUAUCGGGAACCGCAUUGGCUACCGAUGAUGAACCUUUGCGGUGCUACCAAUGUCGCGUCGAGAAGAACGAAGAUUGCACGGACGAAUAUCUACGCGAGUGCCCGACUGACCAAGCCUACGACGUCUGCAUGGUCAGCGUGAUUAACAAUGCGGGACACGUCUAUAUCGAGAAGAAGUGCGCUCUUGGCCCCUGCAGCCUACGCGAUCCGAAGCAAUCAGAUGGCCUUGGAUUGGACAAAUGCGAUCGGAGUCAGAAUUCGUAUAGUUGCUUUGAAUGCUGCAAGGGUAGCGGCUGCAAUAGGAGUCCGGCUACACGACGCCGGCCAGCACCUUAUCUCGUCUUGAUUUUAUCUAGUGUUCUUAUAGUCACCAUGUUCCGGGUAGCGCAAAACGACCUCAUUUUGGGUAUCUCCCUUGACGCGAGGAGUUAACUAAAUAACACUAGAUUAUUCCGAGCCUAACUUAGACAGUGGCAAUACCAGCAUCGGCGUUUGCCAUGAACACAGAGACAAACCUUCUCUGACCACUAACUUACUAGUCACCGGCCACCCCUCGCAAAAUGAAGACAACUAACGAACUAGUCAAAAACUCGAUAUGUAGUAGCAUAAAAGUAAUGCUUUUUUAGUAGCAGCGUGUUAUCCGUCAGCCAAAAAUCGUUCCCACCUGGUACAGCGACCAAGACAACGCAAUAGACGGUGAUAUAAAUAUUGUAUUAGCAAUUACGAAGACAAAAUAGUUGUAUGUACCCACUUGAGGAUAAGAGCUCGAGCUAAUAACAAACGGGUUUCGUCAAAUCGUAUUUUCCAUUCCAGUUUGCUCUGGCGACCAUCAUUUUUACGAGCAUGUGAAGCUUUAUCAUUGAGAGGCCCAGUCAGUUGUUUGGAAAAGGAUGACUACAAUGAGAUGCUAAUGUAGAUCACCUCGGAAACGCUUCACAGUGCUCGUCGGCAUUAUCUCGAUACCUGAAGCUUCAAUGUCACCAUCAGAUGUGAAGUAUAACUUCAGAAGCUGGAUGUCUGUUGUCGCGCCUUACGUCAGGCGAGCGGGCAGGCACCAGAUAGAACAUCGUGAUUAUUUUCUUGGCGGUCCUUGGAGGGUGCUAGGUGUGAGUUGAUGUCCUCCUGAAAGGAGAAAAGGCUGCUCAUUUAGAAGCACAGCUAAUAAGCCUCUUGGGUGGCGGUCUUCUCCCUCUAACAUUGCGUUCAUUCAUACUAAUACAUAGGCAAGUAGCGCUAGUAACCCUACGCCACUGACAGAAAUAUUGUUACCUGUAUAUUUUGUUUGACCAGAGUGCAUUGAGUUUUUCCAUGUAGUCAAACUUUUGGGUGAGGAGGAGCAGAAGUAGUAGAUACCAAAUUUUAUUUCACUUAUUAAAAAUCUUUUAAAAAAAAUAAUCACUAAAUUGACUAGUUGAUAAGUCUGACAGGUAUCAUUGUUUGUCAUAGUAUUGUUAGUAGAUAUAUAUUACCACAUAGCAGUAGUAACGGCUGAUAAUAGCGGCAAUCAUCAUUGAAGUUAAUUGAAAAUGAAGUAGAUUGUCUUGUAGUAGGAUGAUUUGACGACGUCCUGCAUUGUGUCCUUAGUUAACCUACAAUCAAAUAGUAACUAAAUAACCUAAUAGCAAACCUAUAAUUAUUCCAACAACUAAUUCCUUUUAAUAACAACAACAAUAUUUGCCACUAGUGAAAAAUACUAUUAAUACAACCGUCAUCGAUAAUGAUCAUCACUACCGCUUCGAGUUAAAGGAUACUACCGUUCUAUAUACACCGAAACAUGACUAAAGAAAAACAUACAUAGAAAAAAAAUGAUUGAAAACCAAAAUAUAUGAAUAGACAAGUGCAUGCAUAUUUAAAUGCAAAGAAACUAUGACGCUUUGCACCCUGAAAAUCACGCAGUUCUAAAGGCAAACCAAACUCCUAGACCUGUUCAGUUGAUUUAACUCAAAUUCUUACCCAUCGCAUCGUGAUAACGUCCACCGUUAAUAAUAAUAAUGAUAAUGAGAAAAAUUACGGCGUUCCCCUCAAAAAUUUAGCAGUCGGUUUGCAAAAUUUUUGUAUGAAUGUGGCUCCCAUAGUGAUGGAUGCGAAUCAGGAACUAGUCAGAUCCAUCCCGAAAUACGGAGCUUUGUACGACGUACAAAGCAAUCUAUUUAACAUGCAGCUUCAACUCACUCAAAAUGAGUCCGUUUGAGAUAAUCUUCAGCGACUUGGCACCACAAAUUUUACGAUCGUAAUGUUAGCUAUUAGUCAGAUGGGUACGACGGAGGGUGUGGUGCAAAUGCGAAGUAACACGGUUAGCCUAGAUAAAGCGAGAAGUAAACUGAAAAAGCUGUUCAACGUCAUAAUGGUAUCUGUAAACUAUAUAAAUAGCAGUUUCGUUUCAGUAUUUCUUGGAAUUUGUUGCAGUUUCAACAGUUUCGUCAGAUGUUCGAUAAGCCCUUAUUGUGAGCAGCAGUAGGGGGCAAUUUCGGUUGUAGGGAGAAGCAAACCCGCUUUUGUAAUUUUUUGAUGGCUGACACAUAGCGAAAACCUCCCUUUUCGCAAACCUGAAGCAUUGAUUGGAACUUACCGACUCGAACUAACUACGUCGAACCAACUUAAUAACAAGAAAUGUCGCAGGUUAAACACACUAGUUGACUCCAGACCAACACAGCACUGUCACCGCAUUUGUGGGGCGUUCCAGAUAAAUAUUGUCAAAUUUUACUGUUUCAGCAACCCAGAACGGAUGAUAUGGGGUUGUCUGAAAGCGGAAAGAUCUCCGACGGAAUCUACUACCAUGACGAGUGAACUAGUUACACGAACUGCUAGGAGGACGUCAUUGCUGUCCGAAGUUUUCCAUUAUACUUUCUAUCUAGCUGGCUGUAUCUGUCAUCGAUUCACCAGUCGACAACUAUAAUGAUAAUGACUUGUGCUCCGUUGAAUAUUAUUAUUAUUAUUAUUAUCUACUAUUAUCGAAACAUGUGUACGUACAUUGUUCAAUUCUCGAACAUUUAUAUUCUUAUUAUCCUAUAAUUAUUGUAACUAUUUGUCGCAUGUUCGUAGAAACAUGGCGUGAAUGAAUCAACAACAUAAUACGGCACAGGAUUAGUAAAUAACUAAAUUCAUCGUGACAACUUGUGGUAUCUGAAGAGCAAUUCACGAACGAAAAACAUGGAAGCUCACUGUGGUCGCUAUACUUUCCUCCCACUUAUAUUUACCUGCACAAAAAACACGUGAUAUGCUAUUGAGAAUUUCCGUCAUCCCGAGAUGGCGCGUUUUUACCACCGCUUCGGCCCAGCUCAGUUGUUUAUUUAGCGCCCAAAUGGUUAAAAUACACAAUUAUAUAAAUCCUCGUCACGUGACAACUGCAAUUGUUGUUUUUUUGUAAUGAAAAUAGUUACUCUUUUUUUGUUGCUGUUGCUCCGCCAAGGGCUUGGUAGUACCACAAAUGAAUGCUACAAGCGACUAGAUCUUAGUUUUUAAGUUUGUGCAUAAUUAAAUUUGAUGCCUACCACAUUCUAUUUUAUGACUACGCAUCAAUACUCUACAUAUAACUUGCACACCUUCUCGUAAUAAUACGUUCGAGAAACAGCAGUGAAAUUGACGCGCCGCCCCUGCAUCGUGUACCGUUAAAGUUUUCGAUUUUCGCACUCGAUCGUUAAAAGUGAAUAAACAUUUCUAGACUGUGUGUGUUUUUUUAUCUUCCGGCGGCUUUUGCAGCGAAUUCGAGCGGCGACUUUCGGUUCUACUUGCGAAUCUUGCAGUGUAUUUUAGUAUAACUGCGUUUCUUACUAAAUGGCCAUUAAUGGCUCAUACCAGCUUCAAAUGAAUGUAAGAAGCAUUGUUUUCAUGGGGCAAGCAUACCCCGCUGUUCCUCCGGGAAAGAGCCUUGGUCGCCCGGUCGAUAUUUGUUGGCAACAACUGCAUUAGAUAUUUACAAUGCCAUUUAACGGAAAGUACGCAGAAACUGCAACGGCUCGGCUCUCGGGGACCCCAACAUGAUGCAGUCGUUGGACGCGAACCUGCCGAGGACGGAGGAGGCGCACAGCGGACCAGCUGGCCGCCUACCACGGGGAAACAUGGCUAAACUAAGUACUUCACCAAUUUCGCUGUUGACGUGAAAAAUGGGUCGAUCAUUGACGAUUGCCAGUAUGUCUGCAAACGUUUGCGGAGUUCCUCAGGGCUGGUAAAGUUUCGGCACUAGCGUCUGCUCGAGAGCGUUUUUAUUGUGACGACGAGGUUCUCGGUAAAUCCGUUUCUCCAAGGUGCGCGUCAGCAAGCGAACAACCGGGAUCACAAGAUCGCAAGAAGAUUUCGGUAUUGGCCUGAUGCUUGCCGUCAUUCGCAGAAAUGGUUGUCUGGUGUCGCAGAUGAACUGGCGAUUCGUCGGAAGCGCAACGAUAAAGUGCCGGAUCGCACGAUGCGUCUUCGGCUCGGUCAUAUCUGUCACAGGUUUCAAAUGAACAACGUUAGCGCUAGCUUACGUGAACAGACAUGUCUGCACUUGAUCACCUCGCUUAUUGUGGAUCCGACGACCGAAAACACAGCCUCCGAGCAGAGCGUUUACGAUUCGCCGGCUAUGGAAAACCCAAUAGCGCCGUCGGAACGCUUUCAACACAAUGUUCACGCCGAGAUGUGCGUUCAGAGGCUAAUGAUGCAGUACAAGUAAUGUCGCCGAGUGUAAACUGUCCCAAACUAUAAUUGCAUUUUACUUAUCAAAGCUAAGUUGCGUACAUGCACAAAAUAUACCAGUCCUGUCAUGGAACCGAUGAUGCGCGUUAAGUUUGGACAACUACGUCUGGGCGUCUCCCGACUGCGAAGUAACUUUGCUGAAUGGCUUCGAGACAGCACAGUAAGUUAGCUCUGGUCCAAAGCGCAGUCUUAGAAACUGGCGAUUGGCAACGACAGCCAUGUGCAAAUAUUAUCACACUUGCCACAAUCCGAAUUGCCUUUUUUCAAUUAUCGACGCGGGAAAGGCCACGUGCGGGGUCGCGUUUAUUACGAGAAAUUCACUGAUUACUGACUCAUUCGUAUUGCUACUCCACUGUGACCUUAACACCGGUCGCUUCUCCUCAGGUUCAGUAAGGCAAGCAGUGCCCAGCCACCAGCACUUAUUUUUAAAGAGAUUAAUCCCUGACGUACCACGCUCAAGCCGUCGGCGAUGCUUACGUUACCAGCAAAGUAUCAUAUGGCGAGUUGCUAAUAUGGUUACAAACGAACGUUGUGCAGCACUAACGUCCCUCGGCAGUGCACCAGUAAUAGUUAAUUUUUUCAUCGACGAUAAUUCUUGACUUCACCAUAAAAAGCAGCUGCUACCGUGAAGGCUUGUUCGUUUAUAUUCCCAAAAACGUGCAAUAGGUGGGCGAUGAGCAUUUUGCCCGGUGCGCCGUCCAGACGGACAGUGUACAGUCAUGACAGGGUGGUUAUUUCGCUAACCUGUGAUUGAAAUAUACCGUGCAACUGACCAUCGCCUGGCUCGUCCUAUUAUGCCAUAUUUGCUGAAUCAGAAGCUUGCCGCGCGACGUGAAUGGAAUCAAGCGUUUGAUAUGAUUGUACACUGAAGCAUCAAUUCGGAAUAUGUCUGUCUUUCUUGGUGACGCGUUGCAAGUCGGCAAUUGGUUUAGCGAGUUUGACAACGAAAGCGAUCACAACUUAAGGCCCAGACGAUACUAAACGCCUUAAAUACCAGCUAAAUAGUUGACGAUGGCAACUGCGCUGACUUGGAUAGUCCGAAGACGAAAAGCGACUUUUACCUCCACCAUAGACAGUUCCACGUCGGCAGAAUCUAGGAUCGCAUAGUACGAUCGACGAACGUAACAACUUGAUUGGUCCAACACUUGGUGAACAAAUCAUCGAAAUACGUCGACUCAUCGAGCCGGUAGACAGAAUUAAGAUCAACACGCUUCAGGUGCUCAUGGCAGACCGCUGCUAGAAGGAAGCCAUUUGAAGUAACAUCCCAAGUAACUAACUGAAUCCCGAAAACGCGUAAAGCUAUAUCUUCUGGUUGCCAGAGGAACGGGCAGUUAGUUCAAUUAACUUUCGUGUCAUCAUGGCAACAUCAGCUGACAAAGUGAUGCGGUUCCGGAGGAAAAUAAACAAGAGCACGAUGAUACUCGGGUUUAGGUUUAACCCAGGAAACCUACCUUUUGUUGGAGACCAUAACAAAGCAGCCGAAAGCUAUCCUCCAAUUUUUUCCAAUUUUGCUAAUUUUCACGAUUGCAUGAAAUACGUGUUGUCUUGCGCGCUUCAUGCUGUAAAGUCAACGUCGGUGAUUUCUUUUGAACUCGAAGUUUUUUGCUAAGUCUUUAGCGGAAUUCGUCGCUUUGCCAUCAAACGAUUACAAGCGACCUUGAGAUUAUUCAAUUGUCGAACGUUGCGGUCGAACCGCGUUUUGGUGUUGCUACCUAAUAUAAGCUGGCCUUAUAAGUGAUUAAACAGUUGAACUGUUAUAGCUUGUCUACAGAGCAUUGAUUUCGAACGCUUCAAGCGACCCCAGACGUCCUUCGCCAACAACAGGCAGAACUCGAUUGUUAUCGCAACGCUCGGCAUACACUCUGAAGCUGUCGCUGUCAAAUCAACAGAAGCGAAAUUUUUAAGACCACUGGCGACCUUUUUUCCACGCUCACAAAAGGGGACUUGAAAAAUUGGCGCACUCAGUUAAUAAGAACAUCUCCGCUAUUGAAGCUUCGUCGAUUGUAGAUUGAUUGUCAUGAGCCAGAUUGCGUAUGACGUUUCGCAUUUAUAUCGCAAUAUGUGGGUCCGCUUCGAAAUGACGUGCUUAGGCAAACAAAUUGAUUAGCGCUGGCCCGUCAUGAAUGCUGGCAAAUGUCGGGCAGCCUUUUGAUUAAUCCGGAAGUCGCAAACGUAACCAUUGAACCAGGAACCGCCUAUACAAUACAAGCGACGACGAUCCAGCAGUUGGUAUCGACCAUUAUAGUAGUUUCUCGUUUCAUAAACACUACACGCAACCCUCGGACCUUCACGGCGGAUCGGAAGAAAAUGCCACAUUUUGAAGUACACCGCGUAUUUUCCACCUACAUCACGACGUUGUCAGUACGCGAGCUGUGCAGUGAACCUUGUUUCGGACUCAGGUGCUUUUAUAGAUUCGCAGUGAAUCUAUAUCGAGAACGACGCGGACGACCUUCUUUUUCAUUGGCGCUGUUGGUUUGCGAUUAAUGCUAUUUAUGUUAACACUUAGCGACUAUUGUUGACGCUGUCUUUAGGAGGGAUCUGUCCCGGUGGACACACAUACCACAGAUGCCACAGUGGCGUUAGGCAACGCGUUGCAAGUUCUGCCGGACGUCGGCUCUCCACCCUAGAGCUGAAUGACGGUCUCGGUCUUCAAGGUUUAAAAUUACGCCAGUCGACAAAGUCCACCUUACUUUAAUUUUGAGGUCAUUGAGAGAUCCUCGAAGGGGAAUUGGCCGUUUCCAUUGAAAGUGUCGUCCGCCUAGUCACACUCAUGCAUAGUAACAAUACCAGUUUGCUACUUUACCGUAGGCACAGUUAUGGCGCUUGCUAUUAUGGCCUUUUUCUCGGCAUCCGAUACCAUAUACCUGCCAUAAAACAGCUUUAAAGCUAAUGUGUAGCUAUCGUCAGAUAACGGCAGGGUCGAGAUCAACUGUUACGAGGCCCCUUGUAGUAACCAGGCCAGCGCAACGGUUUUGUCGUUCUCAGUUGCAGUAUCCCACUGCUUGAAGUAGCCAACUGAGCUCGUCACAUCAUCUUCUUCGUUGGAAAAUGUUAGUUUUCACGUCAACUAUCUCUGGGGCAGCGUCCAGUAGACUUGAAACGGCAAUAUAUGUAAACACAGCUGUUGUUGUCAACCAGUGGCAGUGCAGGUUUAGCGUGGUCAUUAACGAUUUGAGGUCACCCACCCUGCACAUUUCUAAGGACGGCUGACCGCUAGCGGCUACAAUUGCCAGGACGAAUUUGUCGGUCGAUCUACAAGGAUGCUCUUAUGUGAUUGAACCUUCCCGCUUCUCUCUCCAUUUUAGAAUCUGAAAACGCUUUACACACAUGGCGCGGGGUGAUGCUGGCAGUUUUUUUUUUAUGUGAAACACAGUUUUUCUGGGGCAAACGUUCUUAACGAUGGGUCGGCAUUGUUGUAAUCGGCAGCACUACUGGUGGCAUUUGAAGAGGGGUUGGCAAGGAAAGUGCUAUAUGUGAUGUGCUGUAGAUUCAUCGUGCUCCCUGUACUUUACUUUUUUUUAAUAAUUAUCUACACGGAAAACGCGUACUGUCGAGAAUUUCCGUGAAUCUGAGAUAGCACGUGUUUGGUUUAUUAUCCCUUGCGGCAUUGCCUACUUUUACCGCCAUUUUGGUGCAGCCCAUUUAUGAUUAGUUUGCGCAUAAAAUCAUAUAUAUUACACAAUACAUAAGUCUUGAUAAUUGAAACUGUUAUUUUGUUCAUUUCACAGUUUCUUCUAGUACCUCUGUCAUUGUCUUAUCCCUGUUGUUUUUACCGCGUAACCCGCUAAGGCUUGGCAGUAUUAUAAACUGACGCCGCAAGAGGUCGCUUUAGUUUCUAAGCAGCGAGCACGUAGUAUGCUUCGAUGAAUAUACGAAUUCAUAAUGCGACAACAAAUCGACACUCUUCUAUAACAAUAUAUUCGAGAACAUGUAUAUAUAUCUACACACACAUCUGUUCACUAAUAAUGUAAAAUUACAAAUGUUUAUCGGUGCUGUGACUAUUUCCAACCGUAAUACCUUUGAUCAUUGACUGGAAAAACGCCUUUGGCUUGUGAAUGUUCACGAGUCGUGUUAUUAUAUGUGCCAAUGCAGUAAGCCGCCAUGUUCUCAGGACGUAUAACCAAUGUGAUUGAUGGUUGUAUCAUGAAACACAGUAUUAAGAAAUUAUUAUGGUAAAAAAAUAAUAAUCCUAACCUAGAAAAUCGAAGCCGCAAUAAUGGGUUUAGACUAUUCGUUGUUAACACGUAGCUCUCACCAUAGGAUUCUCUGUUCACUUGAUUUAGUCACGUAAAUAAAGCGAGUUUAUUGAAAAGCCGUCUGAGUUCUUCGCGCUUUUGUCGCAGUUUUAAAUAUAAGCCAUUAAGUGUAUUACGCUGUUGCUUAAAAUUUUACAGGAUAAAGCUUUCGUUAAGAACUGACAAAUUCGUCGAAUGGGAAACAAAUUUAUAACAAUCCGGAACAGUUCUCUUUUCAAACAAACCUUUGGCAUUGAUGGUCUGUAAACAUUGAGAGAUCGAAGUAUACGCGUGACUAUUGAAAUUACAUCCCCUAGUUCCUAAAUAGGUCCACAAUUUCAUCGUGGUCUAAUCCUUAGAUCGUUUUGUCUAACCGCAAUUUGAAGUGAUUUUUCGCGUACACUAAGUGUUUGAAUACUACUUUUCCCGUGAUAGAAAUUUUCAUUUCGUAUUUACUAUAAAUGACCAAUGGUCCUAGAUGUUGCAAACGGUCUCUACUUAAAACGAUGAUCGAAUUCAAUGUGUGGCGUAUUCCUCCGUAAGCUUACUGUCAACAUAAAGAGACAGGCGAGGGUAAAUAAGUGUAGACGUAGCUGAUGUUUCUAAUCAGAAGGUCUGAUUGUGUGGUCAGCCUCACAAUUGGACACUAAAACGAGUUAAUUUUGCGCGAAAAAGGAAAGCGAAAAAGGAAACACAAAAAAGCGACUGCCAAUAGUUCAAGACUAAGAGUAAAUCAGUUAAUAGUAUAUAUUGGGAAAAAACAAACGCGUAGUCUUAAACGCUACUGGGUUAACCGGCACGGUUAGAGAUAUAGAACUGAUCAAAGACUUUUCUUGCUUACAAAACAUAAGCGAGAUAAAACUUUGCACACGAAACAAAGUUGAAAACAAUUCAAAAGCAGAAAACAUCGCAACAUAUAUCCAGAUUAUAUGGCUGAAUGCAUAAUCAAGCCUCUUUACUACCUCAGUGCGUUACAAAAUGUUUGGCUUAUACGGUAUUAUUUCAAAUAUUUCAAAUUAUUUAUUAUUCAACAACAAAAAUAAAUUGAAUUAUUAAAAGAAAUGUAUCAAAGUAUAUGUCAAGUUCUUUGUUUCAUAAACUAGUUUCUAUAUAGACCCAUAAAACAAUAAUAAAAUUGAAGAAGGGAGCUCUAGAGAGAGUGAAGUUAGGUGAAGCUUGAACAAACUUGGAUGUGACAUUAUCUUAUAGAUGGUUAAUAUUAAUAGAUUUCGCAAUAAUAAUAGCAUGAAUAGUCAAUCUACAUCCUACAGUGCAAUCAUCAGAAGAAUUGAGAACAUUCUUCAGUCUACAUUGACGGUAUAUUUGCCGGUAAAUACAAUAUCCAUUAAUAGAGAAAACGUUGAUUAUAAUCGUACUAUUAUUAUCAUAUAAUGAAUACUCUAUAAAAUGAAACUAACUGAGAAAUCAUCGUGUUUGCAUUUUCUUUUUAAUAAUGAAAUGAAAAUUAUUAAUUUUCUAUGAACGUAAAGUUACCACUCUUUUAUUACGAUAAAUUACUACUCUUUAGUAUAGCUUAGCUAUCAGUUCGA